Messenger RNA from Selaginella moellendorffii, 979 nucleotides. RefSeq names its product oil body-associated protein 1A. The transcript is spliced from 3 exons. The record is from RefSeq and is a predicted model, not a curated record. Bases 156 to 848 code for a protein of 230 amino acids. NCBI's taxonomy places the organism in Eukaryota, Viridiplantae, Streptophyta, Lycopodiopsida, Selaginellales, Selaginellaceae.
CCCUAACAGAAUGUACAGAAUAUCCCCUGACUGAAUAUACAAAGCAAGCAGAAUAUGCUUGCAGGUUGUGACACGUGGCGGUCGGGUGGCAAUGUGCAUAUACGCCACUUGGCAAGAGGGUUUUAGCUCGUCGAUUGAUCGAGAGGAAGAAGAGAAUGGCUGCUGUUGGGCCUGGGCCGGUGGCGACGAGGGAGUAUGUUCCUGGCGAUGCCAAGGAGACCAAGACCAAGGUCUUGGAGUCCGGCGCUUCAAUCCUCCAAAGCUUCGCUCCAGUGAACAAGAUCCAUCAACAUCUUUGCGCCUUCCACGGCUAUGGACACGACAUGAGCCGCCAGGUAGAAGCCCACCACUACUGCGGCCAUGUAAACGAAGACAUGCGGCAGUGCGUUAUAUACGACAGCGAUGACGCGAACGCGAGGCUCAUCGGCAUCGAGUAUAUCAUCUCCGAAGCUCUCUUCAUGGGGCUGCCGGACGAGGAGAAGAAGCUCUGGCACUCUCACGAGUACGAGGUGAAGAGCGGCAUCCUCUUCUGUCCGGGCCUGCCCGAGAUGGCCGAGCACGCCGAGCUUGCCAAAGUCGCCAAGACGUAUGGCAAGACGUUCCACUUCUGGCAGUUUGAUCGAGGAGACGCGCUGCCUCUGGGGCCGCCGCAGCUCAUGAUGUCCUUCACAAAGGAUGGUCAGCUCCACGAUAAAUUGGCCAAAGAUGUCGAGGAACGAUAUGGCGUCUCGUUUGCUGCGAAGAAGAAGAAGCGAGCUGAUAUGAAAGGACCCGACCUUGGAAUUCAUUCCCUGGCUGACUACUGGGAGAAAGGAAAAGGCUUCCAAACUGUCGUUAAGGAGAUGUAGGCGUGGUGUUAGUCCAGGAACUAGAAACUAAAAGUGAAUGAUGUUCUUCAAAAGGCACCUGGAUUACACGCUUGUCUAGAGCCUCUCUUUGACUAUGAAUGUACGCAGCGUGGUGCCUCCUCUUUCCAUCA